AACUUUUACCUCUCUAGUCUCAUUUUUCAAAUCAGAGCAGCUACUUAGAAAGUCACCAAACCCUCCUCACUUUUCAACUACCAAAACUUUUGACUUAGCAUCUCUUUGUUUCUUCAUCUUCUCAUCUCUUUUCCAAUCCAAAUCUUCAAUCUUUAACCUUAAAUCUUCAUGAGUUUUCAAUUCAGAAAAUAUUUGGAUGAUGAUUCAUCCUCUAACACAUCCUUCACAGGAUCAGUUGCAUGUUCAGCAAGGUGCGAUGCAUUAAACUAUGAAAGUAUUUGCAAAUCCCCUUGUGUCAAGUUUUGCUAUGUCGAUUGUCCUCCUCCCUACCACAAAACCCUUAGCAAACCGUUGAUCGCCGGUUUAGUAUUAGCUUCAGUUUUUAUUCUUGUGUUUUGCUACGCUAUAUACUACAGAUUCUACUAUUCCAGGACAAGAAUCAGACCAAGAUCAUCAUUACAGCCGUUGGAUCAAAGAGAUGAGACGACCACCCGUGAAGAGUUUCUUGAUGAGGAUCAUGGUCCUGUUCUUGAUCAUCCAAUUUGGUAUAUAAAUACUAUUGGUUUAGAAAGAUCUGUUAUUGAUUCUAUUUCUGUUUUUAAGUUCAAAAAAAGUGAUGGUCUUGUUGAUGGAACAGAGUGCUCUGUUUGUUUGAGCGAGUUUCAAGAUGAUGAGAGUCUUAGAUUGUUGCCUAAGUGUAGCCAUGCUUUUCAUAUUCCUUGUAUUGAUACUUGGCUUAGAUCUCAUACCAAUUGCCCGUUGUGUCGCGCUCCGAUCGUUUCGAGUUCGGCCUCCACGUCUGAACGGAGCGGAAGCGUUGAGCGGGAGAGUCCGAUCGGAGUUCCCGAGGAUGAUGGGGGUUCCGAGGGGGAAGUUGUUGUUGUUAUGGAGGAAGGAGAUGGCGAAAGUGAAAUGGAGGGUGGGGAUGGUGUGAUGAUUGAUCAGCCAUUGAGAAGAUCAGUUUCUUUGGAUUCUUUGUCUGCUUUUAAGAUUAGUCAAGCUCUUGCUAAUGUUUGUGAGUCUGAUAGGAAUUCAAGAACAGAGUUGGUGAAAGAUUGUGAAUUGGAAUCAAAUUUGGAAAUUGUUUCUAAAAGAUCAGCUGGUGCUGGUAGUAGUAGUAGUAAUCAAGGUUUGUUUAAAUUCAUGGCUAGCUCUUCAUUUGGAAGAUCAUUACAAAUUGGACCAAGUUCUUUAAGGAGAUCAUUUUCUUGUGGUGGAAAAUUGUUCUUGUCAAGGUAUGGCAGAAAUAGCAACUCUGUUCUUCCAUUGUGAUAUCCUGUUGUUUGUGAGAUAUCGUAUGUAUGUUGCACGGAAACUUUUUGAAUCUCAUAUUACGCGUUUUGUUUCCGUUGAAACGAAAAUGCUUCUGAAAUGCCGAAGCAUAUACUUAUAAACUAUACUCUAAAAUAUAAAUAUGGUUUUGGUGUUUUCCGUUUUGGUGUUUCUGUUUCCGUGCUACAUAGGAGAAAUCUGCAUACUGAAUUGUUUAGAAACCUCUCUACAAGUUGAGAGAUUUUUAUACUACAACCUGUAUUAAUAAUAAACACAUAAUCAUAUAACGAUCUAUUAGUGUUGUACUUAUUACAAUACCAUGCAAUUGUAAGUAAAAGAUUUAUUCUUGCUAGUAAUUUUGCUGCUA
Mercurialis annua (annual mercury) is the source of this 1639-nucleotide messenger RNA. Its product is annotated as RING-H2 finger protein ATL54-like. Bases 169 to 1272 code for a protein of 367 amino acids. The record is from RefSeq and is a predicted model, not a curated record. The transcript has a single exon. Gene Ontology annotation, biological process: protein ubiquitination. Lineage: Eukaryota; Viridiplantae; Streptophyta; Magnoliopsida; Malpighiales; Euphorbiaceae.